AUGGCUUUGGACAUCAUCAUCGUUGGCGCAGGCAUUUCAGGACUCUGCACGGCCAUCGCUCUCCGACGCGCCGGCCAUAGAGUGCAGAUCUUUGAGAAAUCCCGCUUCGCAACGGAAACCGGAGCUGCCGUCUCCCUAGCUCCAAAUGGCGUCCUCGUCUUGGAACAUCUCGGUUUUGAUUUUGCUCGAGCACAAGCGUGUCGUCACAAGGCUUGGGAAGUAAUGGACGGUUUGACGUUGAAGCGCAUCACGCUUCAGUGUCUAGAAAGCGUUGCUAGUAUCACAGGAUCAGAUUAUCACACAGUCCACCGGGUGGAUCUGCACAAGGAACUACUGAGGCUAGCCCUGGACACUAGGACGGACAAUAGCUCUACUCCUCCCGUGAAAAUCCAAUACGACUCUCCGAUUGCCAAUGUCGAUGCGCUUAAUGGCCAGGUCUACCUAGGCGAUGGCAGCACUCACACAGCCGAUCUGGUAAUCGCAGCAGAUGGAAUUCACUCUACCGUGCGUGGAUGCGUGGUUCCAUCAGACUCAAACACGAGUAACAAAGCCAUCGAAACGGGGAUGAGUGCAUUCCGCUUCUUACUUUCAACCGAAACACUCAUGGCUAGACCGGAAAUCAGGGAUGCAUUGCGGAUGAAAACAGGAGAUUCCGCUCUGUUGGCGGAUACGUCAAGAGUUGAUAGUGUGCAGCAUAUGAUUUGGUAUGGGUGUCGAGGAGAGCAGGUCCAGAACUUCGUUGGCAUCCAUCUAACACGCCAACCAGAGAAAAGUUCUGGUGAUGCCAAGUCAGACAUGCUGCAAGAAUUCGGCCACUUCAAUCUCAUUGUCCCAGAGCUAAUCAACCUAGCCGACGACGUUAAAUGCUGGCCACUGCUAAUUCACCAACCCCUCAAAACAUGGAUCUACCACAAAGUCCUCCUCAUCGGCGAUGCUGCCCAUGCUAUGCUCCCCUUCGGCGGCCAAGGCGCCAACCAAGCCAUCGAAGACGCCGGUGCAAUCAGCAUCCUCUUCCAGGAUCUGCAUAGCGUGGGAGAUCUUCCUGCGCGAUUGGCAUUGUUCGAGAAAGUACGCACGAAACGAGCAUCGAGAAUACAGGUGCUGUCGAUGGUUAAGGUUGGGAAGGAGAGGGAGGUUGAAGAAGAAGUUAUGAAGUAUAUGGAGGAUGGGUUGGAUGUUCCGAAUACGUUUGCGAGUCGGUUGGUGCAUGAUUCUGGGUUUAAUGUGCUUGAGCGAUGUGCGAAGGAAUUGGAGGUUGCUCGAUGGACUAAUCAUGCAUUGUGA
This is a messenger RNA of Aspergillus chevalieri, 1284 nucleotides long. Its product is annotated as FAD-dependent oxidoreductase. The record is from RefSeq and is a predicted model, not a curated record. Lineage: Eukaryota; Fungi; Ascomycota; Eurotiomycetes; Eurotiales; Aspergillaceae. Bases 1 to 1284 code for a protein of 427 amino acids. The transcript has 7 exons. Gene Ontology annotation, molecular function: monooxygenase activity; FAD binding.